Molecule: messenger RNA, 1239 nt
Organism: Dendrobium catenatum
Lineage: Eukaryota; Viridiplantae; Streptophyta; Magnoliopsida; Asparagales; Orchidaceae
Product: pollen-specific leucine-rich repeat extensin-like protein 1
Exons: 1
Coding region: 1-1239 (412 amino acids)
Source: RefSeq, a predicted model, not a curated record
AUGUCGUCGGCAACCAUACCGAGGCAUUCUUCUUCUUCGAUCCCCUCCUCCGCUUCACGCAAACGCCAUCCGUCCCGCCAUACUCCCAUGGUCGCUGAUGAUUACGCUCCGCUCGAACUCCCGCUCAAAUGGCGUGAUCCACCGCCGGAAUACCCACCGCUCAAGCUUCCGUUGAAAUGGCGCGAUCCUCCUCCGCUUCAUUGCCAGAUCCGUGUUCCCAAACCUCCAUUUUCUUCAAUUCCCAACACCGCCGUUGAUUCAAACCAUUGCUCAAGUGGCGAUCCGAGAGCCUACAAUUGCUUUAGUUCACCAGAAAUGGCCGUUCCCCAUCCCGCUUCCGCCAUUAGAGAGCUUUCCCUCCACGGCCCAUCUCGCCAAUGCCAAAACUCCUCCGCUCACGGCCCGACCUACUCUAACUCCAGAAGGACGGAUGCAUACGACGUACCAAAAAUGAGCCCUCUCACUUCGCUUUCAGAACCCACUCCUCCACCUUCCCUCCCGCUCUCUCCCCCAAAUCUUACAUUAAAGGUCCAUUCCGCAGCUUGCGUCCAAGACGGUCUCCCACGACCGGACCCCGCCGCUGCCUCAGCUACCUCCCGUGAUCCGACGCAUCUCCCUUUGUCCACACCAUCUGAUCCUCCAACAAGUCCUUCACCGCUAGCUCCUGUUGCUACUACUCCCAACCCUCCUAAUUCUUUGUCACUGCAACUCGCGAUCGGGCCUGAUGCUGAGCUUGACGCCGAGUCUGACACCGAGAUUGACGCCGCGGAAGAGGGAUUAGAUCUUCAGUGGAUCAUGAUGAACAGUGGUGAACCCGUCUGGAUGGAGCUCCAGCUGGAGAUUUGCCAUCUUCCUGCAUUGCCUGCGGACGGCAACAAGGCAGUGCGGGUUCCGGACUCUGCCAUGGAUGGAAAUCAUUCCGACUCCGUCAAUUACUCGGCCCCUCCUACAGCCCGCGCGAGAUCCGGCCCCUGCUGCUCACGCAAGACAGAUGAUGAGCGCGAGCCAGUGCCUUGCGACGAGCGCGAUUCCACGCCUGGAGACGAGCACAUUUCAACGCCUGGCGACGAGCGCAUUUCCGCACCGAAGACAGUGACGCCAGGAGCAAUCGCGAUGCUCCUUUCCAUUGGUGAUCGGCAACUUGAUUUGGAGAAGCAACAGUCUAUAGCUGCAAAAUCUGAGCCUAUGACAGAGAAAACUGUGGAAUCUCUGCCCUUGCCAAUGCAAAUUCCAGGUUAG